GCCGUCAGCAGCUGGUCGACCCGCGAGCCUAGCCGAUCCGGCGGUGAAUCCGCGUCGCUCGUGUUGUGCGUGAGUGUGUGUGGUGAAGGUGUGCGUGUGCGCGUGAGCACCGAGUCUCGCCGUCGCGACCGUCCCCUGCAACUCCUGCGCGUUGCAACCUGUUGCAUUGUGCGUGCCAUCCCCAGCGCGCGCGUGCGUGUGUGCGACACUGCCCGUACCCGAACAUCAGCUGGGCAGCACUCGUGAAUCUGCCGCCCCCGAAUCGCUAUCCAUGUCGGCAGUUGCGCUGUCUCCCGAUGCGCCGGCUAUCCGGCUGUGCCAUGUCGUUAAGUGGCCUGACUACGAGGGUUUCGGCUUCAACCUGCACAGCGAAAAGUCCAAACCUGGCCAGUACUUGGGCAAGAUCGACGAAGGCAGCCCCGCGCAGCUGGCCGGCUUGCGCGAGGGCGACCGCAUCGUCGAGGUGAACGGCAUCAACAUUUCGAACGAGAACCACAAGCAGGUGGUCGAGCGCAUCAAGGCGGUGCCCAACGAAACCAAGCUGCUCGUGGUCGACCCCCUGGCCGACGCGUGGUACAAGGAGCACAAGAUUAUCGUCAAGAGCAGUCUGCCCACGGUCAAGCAGUGCCAAAACCCGGUGCCCAGACCCGGCAAGAGGAACAGCGGCGCCUCGCUGGGUUCUUCCUCCUCUUCCUCGGCCGACCAGGCUCAGCGCGGGGCGCCCACACCCCCCGCCGUCGGCGCUCCCAAUGCCCCCGGUAAGAUGGUGUCCCUCCCAGCGGGCGCUCCCGCCGCACGCCUCUGCCACCUGGUGCGGCGCCCCGACUUCGACGGCUACGGCUUCAACCUGCACGCGGACAAGCAGCGCAAGCUGCAGUACGUGGGCGCCGUCGACCCGGGCAGCCCCGCCGAGGCGGCGGGCCUGCGCGCCAACGACACCAUUGUCGAGGUGAACAGCGUGAACGUGGAAGGCACCAACCACCGAGACAUCGUCGAGCGCAUCAAGUCUGUGCCCAACGAGACUCGGCUGCUGGUGGUGGACGACGGCACGGCCGCCUGGUACCGCGAGCACGGCAUCGCCAUCCGAGGAGACCUGCCCAACGUCAUCCAGCUGAGCAGCGUCAAGGCGGCCGCCCGGCGCUCUAGCAAGCCCGCCGCCGCGCAGGAAGUCGCCGCCGCGCCGCACAGCAAUGUCCAGGAGACGGCCCCUGCCGCAGCUGUCCACGACGGUCUCCGCCUGUGCCACCUCUCCAAGUGGCCAAACUUCGACGGCUACGGGUUCAACCUGCACGCCGACAAAAAGCGACAGGGACACUUCAUUGGGCAGGUGGACCCCGGCUCACCCGCCGAGCUCGGAGGCCUGCGAAAGAACGACCGGCUCCUGGAGGUGAACGGCAUCUCGGUGGAGGGCGAGAGCCACCGCGAGAUCAUCGAGCGCAUCAAGCGGGACCCGACGCAGGUGGAGCUGCUCGUCAUCGACCGCGAAGGGGACGAGGCCUUUGCGAAGAGGAAGCAGAAGCCCUGCAGCCAGUCCGAGAGCGUUGUGCGCAGGCGCACGCCGGCCCACCAACCGGGCACCGAACCACAACAGCAGCAACAGGAUGACCUGUCCAAGAGCUCGACCCCUCUGCUGACGCCCAGCCCGCAGUCCACUCCCCCGCAGGCUGCCGAGAGGGCCUCUUCACACGUGACCCAGAGCCGCGAAGAAGACGAUACGUCGUCCGUCGAGGUGAUCGCUGCCUCGCCGACGCCCACGAGCGAGGAAGAAGGGGACGACCGCUCGACGCCUCGUCUCGAGACCCCGGUCUCUGACAAAGGUUCUUCGGCCGUCAACGGCGGCGGCGGCUCCCGUAGCUCGGAGCUGCGCUCCUCCACGUCCUCGAGUCCUCGGGACUCUCCGGUCUUCGGCCGCGACCAGAAGAGCUCCGCGGUGGAGUCUACGACGACCACCACCACCGUGAUCAAGACCUCGACCAUCACGACGGGCGCCGACUGGCACCGACGGCUCGGGCUCGUACGAUGUCCAGAAGGCGUACGACGUGCAGAUCAACAACUCCGAGGUGCGCAGGAUCUCGGACCUGCAGCAGCGUGGCGGGGCCGUGCUGGGACCUCUCCCUCCGCAGCCGGCUGCCAGGCAGGCCGCGCCGGCGCACUGCCGAGAGCAACGGCACGAGCCAGAACGGCGCCGCGGCGCCAUACAGGAACGGGGGGUCGUUGCCUCCUCCCGGACCCGACGGGCUGAACCUGACCAUGAAGGCGUCCGAGCUUCGAGAACUGCUGAGGUCCCGGAAGAAGAAGGACCCGAGGGAGACGCAGAUGGACCUGCGCCAGAAGUACAAGAUCAUCGAGCAGAUGUAGAGAGAGAGAUGCACCGUGGGCUGGUUUCGGGGGACUGGACACUGUGCCCGUGCUCGUUGUCUGUGCCGAGAGGGGUUCCUUUUUUUUUUUCUUGCUUGAUGGCGUUGUAAUUGGCAGCCGUAUUGUUGCCGAGUGCGCGGCGACGGGCAGCUUCCUUUUGGUUCCGUCUUGUCUCAGCCCGCAGCUCUUAACCCCCGGCGUUUUUUUCGCAACAGCUUGUGAAAAUAGAAGGACCGAUCGGUGUGUGGACACUCGCGCCGUGCGCCGUUGGUCUUAUAUACGCAAGGGCACGAGUGUGUGUUUUUGUCGGUGCUUUGUGUGCCUUUCGUGCCCAUUGUAUGGUUGUUCUUCUCGAGCAGUUUUUUUUUUCUUUCGUCUUGCGAGUUGGGAAAUGUGGCCCAAUCUUUGAUAGCGUCUGUUUAACACAUUAACAGCGCCUUCUGCUUGCUGUAUAAACUGGCCAUGCGUCGCACUUGCGCGAACGGCUUUCGCCAAUGUGAUCUUGUAUCUGAAACUUUCGUACAGCUGUGACACGUGGGGCCGCUUUUUCUCAGCCACGUGGUGUAUUAGCAUCUCCGACCAAGUAAGCUUGAGUUGUUCGACCGGCAGCUGUCUGUGGCUCAACUGGCGUGACAUUUUUGGUUGCGCCGUCAAUCAAAAUGAAGAAAGCAGUGUACGAGCAGCUUCGACGUUGCAAGUCACGUAGAUAGGCCAGAUUUGGCGUUUGUCGUGGGUCCCCAAACGUAACAACGCUUACUUUCUAGUGCAAGUCGCCAAUUAUAUACACACCGGUCCGGCGACAUCACCCCAACAGACGUCGCAAUAGUUGUCGUUGUAACUUACCGGAUGCUCCGUUUAUUAUUACUGUUUUUAUGAACAUGAUAUACACUUUAGUCUACUAUAUUAUGUCGUUACAAUUUUCGAACGAUAAGGGUUCGUGACGUCAUUCCUAAGCGCUGCUGCCUAUGUCCGAGGCCCGCGGGCGCCGCGUUUUGUCGCGUUCAUGUUGUGGCCAGCUCGUGUCUUUUUUGUUUUUGUUUUAUUUCACGUUUUUCGCUAUGCGCCUUGUAAUGUACGUCUCGUCAUUUUCCGCUGACUUUUUCUUUUUUUUGCUACCUCGAGAGUGCCUUAGAUACUAAUCGGUAGUUUCCUUUGUCUUAUAUUUGUUUGUGUCAGUCUGUCGUAACUUUUACGUAAAAGAUAAAUUGGAUAUCGCACGCGGAUUUGAAGGUUUCGUCGUUCUCAAAAUACUAGCCAGAAACGAAUAAUUAACGUGUUUCAACCCUCACGUCAAUGGUUCUCCAGUUCGAACACUCGGCACAUAUAACAUGAUGGGCAUGGCCACAGUAAUAAAGCCAACUGAUGCAGGUUGACAUGGGUAUAAAUAUUUGAAAUUAACAUUCGACAGAGGCACAGUUGUGAUGAGAGAAGCAGGAUGCAAGUGCAGACAUUAUUACUAAAAACUUCGAAACGCUGCUAUUACAAUGUGUCGUGCUUGACUGCGGUAUACCAAGGACUACCUGUGCUAUCGCAGAAAGCGGUUGCGGGGAAGUACGCUCAUGUACUCUUUAGAGAACUUCGCGCGUUCAGCACGGGUGAACUUUGCUUCCGAUGUUAGCACUUAACGUUAGCUAACGUUUCCUUUUUUUCUUUUUUUUUUCCGUUACUGCAAACUUCCGCACGCAUCAGCUCGAGUUCGUGAUCCAAGGACGCGCCGUCACUGUAGCGGUCGACAUCAGUGCUGAGCUAACACCACCACGUUUUCGCACGCAGUUUGUUAAAAAAAAAAUGAAGCUGUAAAUCGUGUCAGUGUUUGCUGGACGUGCAAAGUCGACACCCAAAGGUGUGGAAUCUGAAAGGGAUCACGAAAGUUCUGUAUGUAGGUCAUUCGACGUAUAUUUUGUACACCGAAAGGAUAUUAAUGGGUAUUUUUUGACUGUUACAUAUACGCGAUAAAUUGAUAUGCGAGUUCAAUUCGUGCUGGUUCGACUGACACCUACGAAAGGUGGCUCUUCACCGAGCAUCGUUCCCCGGCUUGUUUUAUUACAUUGAUGCAGCAAGUUGACUUAAUGAUUCUAUGCUUAGCGUAUCAAGUAUAACACUUACCGAUUUAUAGAGAUAUGCACUGGGUUGUGCCGCCAAGCGUUACAUUUAAAAGCUAUGCAUUAACGUUGACAGUUGUGAUUUCCCGAACUUUUAUAUUUGUCUUUCUUUCUGCGGUUGUCUUUCACCGCAUCAGAGUUAAGCCUGGCUUCGGUGCAGGCCAUGGAUGCUGCCACGAUGUUCCUCUAUACUUUCCUUGUAAUACGAUUUCUGUUUAGUUUUUUUGCUUCCUUUUCAUCAUUAGUUCAGCAGCUUCCGAAAACGUGCACACCAUAGCGUGCUGAACCGUGGUAUGUGCUGACGUUUUUUUUUUUUUUUUUUUUUCAUCUGUGCGAGACUGUGCAAGAGAAGUGCAGGGCUCCUAUAACCAGGUCUCCUCUGUGUGAUCAGACGAUCUUCGUGACCUACUAAGAUUUUCUUUUUUUACUUUUUUAUUUUGUCUUUUCCUUUGAAGUUUUCUUCCUGUGACCGUACUUAGACGAGGGUGCCGGUGAUAGAAAUUCUACGCGCUCCGUUUUCGCUGCACCCCGGGCUAUUUGUGAACAGAUGCGACCAGCAUCGCCUUUCUAUACGCUCGCUAAGCACGACAAGAAAAGAACAGGAAAAAAAAUCGAAGAUUCUUUACCUUGUUCGAUCGAACGAUAACGGUAUCGGAAAGUCGUGCGCUACGGGUAUGUUCUUCUCUACUCGCCGGGCGCGACCCGAAUCUUGCAUUUCUUUUUUUUUUUCCCCUUCUUCGGUUAAGCUUACGGCGUGCGUGUAAGCCACUUUUCCCCCACCACGCAUCAGAGGUCUCAAAUAUAAAGGCGGGUGGUUGCGGUCGAGUGGUCGCAGGAGCUUUCUUCCAGACUUGGCAUAAUUAGUCCCGAAGUGUAAUUAAAUUGCACUAACCAGUGUUUCUGGAACUUUCGCAAACAUAAGUAAAUUGCAUUACAGACUACAGCUGGUCGGAAGUAAUGACAUUGAAAUACGUUUGAAAUACGGUGGAAUUACGUAUAAAUUACUCUAACCGAAUUUCAGCAAUGCGUGCAGCAAAUGACAGCUCGAAUGCUUUGAAGUAUCCCAUCACUUUGGUAAACUUCCACUGCUCGAAGAUGGGCACUCGGAUGAAUUUGCCUUUGAUAUUUUUUUCUUAUAUGAAUUUUUUAUUCCGUAAAGGAAGUGCACAUCCUUCAUUUUAGUCAAAAAGUAAUCGGGAAAGUGAUGAGUGAUUCUCUUGAAAUUACUCAGCUUUGUAGGUUUCUGCAGUGCAUCACUCGUAUAUGAAGUAAUUUAUUGUGUUAAUGAAUUACUAGCCCGCAAAAGGAAUUCGGUAGACUGCUUAUUACAGUAAAAUAGUUUAAUUUGUGUAAUUUUGUGGCUGACAAGUCUUCUUUCGGCUCUCUUCUCGGUCGCGAAGGUAAAGCUGUGCACGAGAACGUUUAAUUUCUUUGCUUUCUUUUCCUGACUUUUUGUUUGUUUGUUUUUAAGCGCCGACCUGUUUCUUAAGUCUGUUGCUGGGUUUUUCCUAGAAACGAGCCUGAGUGCCAAGUUUCCGACACUAAUUACGCAGACUUUUUCUGAAACGUUUGUAACAAACCUUAGCUGCGUGGCUUUGCAUCAUAACCCGUUUCUUUUUUCCGGUUCCAGGUUUUUAAAUGCUGUGUUCGUAGGUUCGCAUUGAGUGACGUUUUCCGCAAGGUGUGACUCUUGCAACUUUGCGAGUGGCGUAUCAGAAAAAAGAAAGCUCCUAAUCAAAAACCAAGGUCAUAUAUCAAACAGAGCCCAAGCAGGCCGCCGUCGUGUCAUAUAUGUGCAAUUUGUCCAAGAUUUCCCGUUUCCUUUUGGUGGUACCUAAUUAUGUGUCUUAUUAUACGUCUUCCAUUUCACCGGCUGCCUACGGUUUUUAUCAAUCGUGAAGUGAAAAACACCGCGUACGACACGUACAGAGUACAGCUUUCGAGCACUGACGUCACUAAAACCACCACGUUGCAGUACAAAUAUGAGACGUGAAGCUUGUGAUGUCACGUUAAUGUUACCAGUACAUCUCAUGCUGGUUCUUCCAUACCUGCAUCGAGACAGAAAUCGUUCAGGCGUCUUCGUUGAUCACAGGGGUGCCGGCUAAACGCCACGUAACUCUACUGGUGACGUCAUCGAAGCUGCCAUGUUGGAGUUAGUACGUCAGUAACCAGCGCCCAUGACGUCACGUACCAUCCAUCAAUAAGAAUGCGAACUUGUCCAACGUCACUUCCUUUUGCCGCCUAGCUAUCGUCUCUCGUCUCAGCUUUUGAGUCCCUUCACGAGUUACGGUACGCUAUUACGACGCAUCCCUUCGGCCAAUCAGGAGGUAGAUAAUACUCAGUUGGUUGUCUCGAGGGGGGUUAACAGCAAGGGUUCGCCCAAUCAGCGCCGAUCAGCCAAUCUUGAUCCUUGUCUUUAGCGUGUGUCGCGUUUGCCAAGCCUAGCACAGUAAUUGAGAUUUCCCCAAGUAUACUUGUACCUCAUUGAUUCAGACGUCCAGACACCGUGGCCUUUACUGCUUCUAUCAUUUAUCUGUAUUGCAGCCGUGAACGCCUUUUCGAUCUCUUGAUAUUAACAACUUGUCAUUUGUCAUAGGAAGCGUCUCGGAAACUUGUCGGUGGCACUUGUCAAAUGAGGAUUGUCAGUUGGGUGCUACACACAUUUACACAACCACCGCGGCGAGCGAUAACCUUGUUCCGAUCGAUAACGGCGUUCGAGAAACUGAUAAAGUGCCUUAAUCGACUCUUCCAUAGAGAAGGCUACAUCAUUUCGGCUGCUGGUCGCCGACACUUUUUUUCUCUUGUUGUAAAACGUGGUUGUGACGGCUGCCGCUGCACUUAAAACUUUAAAAGACUGACGUAUAUAGCGCCCUGUGAAGAAAGCGGAACAAUCAUCUACUGACUAAAACUUUUUUUUUCGGUGUACAUCUUUUGAGACCUCGUGUUACGUGGAGUCGUGGUGGGCCGGUUCAGAAAUUUAGGACCUAGAUAUAUGUUGCGCGUUGACUGUGGUACAGACUGCUCGCGAUUAUUUCUUUUUUAUGUAAACGGAUUUUACAAUGAUAAAAGGUUUCUCUUCAUUCAGUGUAUGUACUCGGAAGGUUGCCCUUUGAUGUGAUGGUUGUAUGUAAUGCGUCAGACGCUGCAUUAAGUGCAUGUGUGCAGUGUAAUGCCUUACAAGCUACUUCUACUACAGCUUGAUACUGUUGUGAAUGAAUGGAGGCGCAAAUAUAUAAAACCAGGCCCUCGAACCUACGACCGUUUUUUAAAUGUCCUUGUCACUUCCUUAUUUACACCUCUUUUUAUUCUUUCGGCAUUUUGUAACUUCUUUUUCUAACUUAAUGUCGUGUUCUAUGAGAGUGCUCCUUGUAUGGUUGUUUUCAAAAUUACUGUAACGUUGUAAGUGAAUACUAAAUUACGCCCCGUCUUGAGGCACAGUUGACGUCUGUCCGAGGUUAAGGUGGAGAUGCGCCGUUGUUUCUAGCUCUUCGGUUCGAAUCGCCAUCUCCACUCUCUCGAGAAGGCGUUUGCCGUUGUCGCGCGGUGAUAAAACAUCGCCCCGUGGUUUUCAAAGUGCCUUGGUCGAGCUUUGUCAACGUAUUCGCGGAUCUAGCUCGUCUGUUCUGGGCCGUUCUUUCCGGUACAAGAUGGCAGACAACGGAUUAUCUUAAGCGGCUGACUGACAGGCGCACUCUUAUCGCAGUCUCCGAGUGAUUGCUGACGUCAUCGCUUUAGCUCGAAUGAAUCAGUGUACUUUCUCGAUAAGACACUCACCCGUACUUCGCGAAAGCAUUGCGUCACUGAAAGGGGAGGCGCAACGUCGUUCUAAAUAGUUCUCGACUGUUGUGGGCCAGUCAUUAUAUCUUGAAAAAGAUGAAUUUCGUGUUGCUUUGUUUUGCUCUUUGUUUUAUUAUCAUUUUCUGCUAUAGCGCUAUAGGCUUGUUCGUCCUUGCGCCUCGUGUGCCUCAAACAAGAAAAUUAUCGAUCUUCACCGGCUGCCUUAUCAAAAAGAUGCCGGGUUAUCUCAAAUAUGUUAGUGACAAGCCAGUUUUUUACCAAGACAUCGAUAAUCAGUGCCGGGUGUCCGUGUGCCUUUUUCAUGUUUGCUCAACGGAAGUGCCUUCAAAAAUUCGUAUAUAUGCAUGUAUAUUACGUACGCAGCGGAAAUGUUCCCUUUUUAUAUGAAACGAUACCCAUAACACGCGCCUAUAUCGCGAACUCUGAUCUUUCUCUAUGAAAAGUAAUUGUUCUUUUUUUUACAGAACCUUGUACGUUUUCGCGGGCACAAUUGUAAAUGGUUGUUCUCUUUCCACCUUCAUUCCUUUCUUGAGGACCAUGCCUAUUGCUGUUCGCGCUUUUCUAAAGUGUGUUGCUUAAGGAGUGAUUUUUUUUUUACAUUUUUUGAUGUCGUUUUGCUGUUUUGAAAACCUUGUUGUUGAUGUGUUCCCUUGUCGUGGGGAAGGCAACUUGAAUUAAAUCAAAUAAACGUCUAUUUCGAAGUA
Molecule: messenger RNA, 8962 nt
Organism: Rhipicephalus microplus (southern cattle tick)
Lineage: Eukaryota; Metazoa; Arthropoda; Arachnida; Ixodida; Ixodidae
Product: membrane-associated guanylate kinase, WW and PDZ domain-containing protein 3
Biological process (GO): protein localization to plasma membrane
Cellular component (GO): apical plasma membrane
Molecular function (GO): protein-membrane adaptor activity; protein binding
Source: RefSeq, a predicted model, not a curated record